Molecule: messenger RNA, 756 nt
Organism: Dioszegia hungarica
Lineage: Eukaryota; Fungi; Basidiomycota; Tremellomycetes; Tremellales; Bulleribasidiaceae
Exons: 4
Coding region: 1-756 (251 amino acids)
Source: RefSeq, a predicted model, not a curated record
AUGUCACGCGAAGCAGUCACUGUCAUCGGUCGACCGCAAACGGUCUUCUCGAAGAAGGUCUCUUAUCGUCCGAUCUCACACCCCUCUGUGCUGCACUUUUUUGACAUCUCGCCCAUGCCCUUCCACAAGACCGCUGAGCCCCGCGACGCCAGACCGACCCGCGAGUGGGACCCGGAUUCUUCCCGUUUGUCCAGGGAACCCCCGAACCCACGCGGCUUGGUCAUUGACUGGGAUGUCGACGACGACGCCCCAUUGGAUCCGGAUGAUGAGCGACUCUCCGUCCGGCCUGUCUGUGAUGCCGUGGUCUCCAGAGUACCUUCGAGCCGAUGCACCGCAGGUGGGUCUGUCAGCUCACAAGAUACGCUCGAGAAUGCCGGGCAGACUGUGAAUCCGUGCGAAGAGAGAUCCGGUCACAAUCAGCCCGUGCAGAUCAGCAAGACGGCGACUGCGUCCGCCGACACCAACGAGACAUGCACUGUGAUACCCCCUGGUUGGAGCUGUGGGCAGGACGAUGGCUGCUUGACCGGCGUGCCUGCAGAAACGACCGACCAAGAGAUCCGGAAGGAAAUGAUGGACGGUGGUCAUGAGUGUCGGACCGGAAAACGUUCCUGCUUCGUGUGCGAUACUGGCAGUGCUUACCGAAGGUAUCCCGACAAGAGCGAGCGUGACGGCAGAUCCUGGGUCGCAUUGGUUUCUGCCAACGCCGCCGCUCGAGCGAGGAAGUCGGUCGAGACGGACACCGGGGAGGCCCAAUGA